Messenger RNA from Colletotrichum godetiae, 1352 nucleotides. RefSeq lists its product as uncharacterized. Bases 273 to 1352 code for a protein of 359 amino acids. NCBI's taxonomy places the organism in Eukaryota, Fungi, Ascomycota, Sordariomycetes, Glomerellales, Glomerellaceae. The record is from RefSeq and is a predicted model, not a curated record. The transcript has a single exon. Gene Ontology annotation, molecular function: nucleic acid binding.
CAUCUUUUUUCCUUCACGCUUCCACUCACGCUUCGACCUUAGCUUUAAGAUCGCCUUUAUCACCUCUUUCUCUUGCACGAUCAUAUACGUUAAGCGUCAAGACGUUGAUCAACUUACAUUAGACCGAAAGCUUUCCCCAAUGUUUUCGGCAUCAAGUAUCUCCAUCUCAAACCAGCGCCCUCGUCCAUUGACGGUAGCACCCAGACAGCAAUCAGUACAUCGCUCUCUUUGUGCCCUAUCAACUUGAAUUUUCACUGACAUUCACGAUAGAAAUGGCUCAGAACGAUGCUCAAAGACUUGCUCCCCACGACCAGGUCCUGGCGUCAUGCUUGGCCCGGCUCGACCUCGAGAAUGCCCAAGCUCGAAGGGCCUCUGCCGCUCCUGUGGCUGCCACAGCUGCUGUUGGUGGCAAGAGUGGUGGCAGCACGAGCAGCAGCAGCAGUCUGAGCGGUCUCGGUCGUGGCGGAAGCAAGACUACAGGAAUUCAAGGUGGCACCAUGGUUAGAAGAGCAUCAGCUGCAGGCUCCCUCAACGGCACCCUCAAAGCUGGACCUUCCAACACUGCCGACGUCGAGCAGCUGGUUUGCAUCGACACACAACCCUCCAACGCCAGCAAAAUAACUACAACAAGCCAUAGCAGAGGCUUUGCUCCAAUGCGUAUGGUUGCUGAGCAGCGGGGCCAAGUCACUCAUGCACCUCACAAACAAGCGAUCUCACGGUUUGCAAAGGAGUUCUACAACCUGCCGUCCAACUACGCUGGCGACGCUUUGAACCUUCGCAAUCAAAGUGCGGCAUGCAAGGAUGAGGAGAACACAGCACUCUUCAUCCCCGAACUUCCAGCCAAUUGCACUCAUACGAUGCUGCUGGGAGCUGUUGCUCGUUGUGCGCCAGUGGGGAAAGUCUAUGCAGCCGUCAUCAACGCUGCCAAACCAGCUGAAGGGCAGCUUUGUGCCGCAGCAAAGAUGGUAUUCUUUGACCGGGCUGGCGCUGAGAAUUGCUUUAAGGCCAUCAAGCAGGGAAGGCUCAUUGUCGGAGGGCGCCGUCUUAGAGUUGUCUGGAACAGAACCAAGUCUGCUGCACAGCCAGACACCAGCAACUCAAGGGUUGUUCUAAUCCCGGGCCCGUCUGGGUUGGUCAAACGCAAUGAGCUCGAACACUGGUUCUCAAAGUACUUCGAGUACCAGACAGAGAGCGUCUUGGUUCGCAAGCAGACUGGACCCCAGGUUACAAUGCUGGAAUGGCGGUUUGGAAGCUUCCGAGCACAAGCAGAGGCCGCUACUUUACUCCUUGGUCAGGAGGAAUUUGGGAAUACGAAGUUGGAAUGGCAUUGGGGAGUGGACCCUUGCGCCUAG